Molecule: messenger RNA, 1349 nt
Organism: Nicotiana attenuata
Lineage: Eukaryota; Viridiplantae; Streptophyta; Magnoliopsida; Solanales; Solanaceae
Product: hydroquinone glucosyltransferase-like
Exons: 2
Coding region: 28-1152 (374 amino acids)
Molecular function (GO): UDP-glycosyltransferase activity
Source: RefSeq, a predicted model, not a curated record
AAUAUCUAAUUUAAUUUUGAAUACCGAAUGAUUAAACAAAUCGCACAACACUAUCAGAAAAAAGAAGAUAAUAUUCUGAUCAUCAAAAUUCUGAAGAAUAACUUCACACUGACUUCUCUAUAUAAAGCACAUAUCAUUUCCAGUUACCAUACCAUAUUCUCUUUUCAUUGUUUUGGAGUUUCAUUUGUUCCUUUAAUGGACAAAUCUGCAACAAUGGCCACUGCUGAACAGAAGGAGAAGCCGCACUUUGCGUUUCUCCCAAGCCCUGGCAUGGGACACAUCAUCCCACUCUUUGAGUUCGCUAAACGCCUAGUCAUCAACCACGGCUUCCACGUCAGCUUCUUCGUCAUCACUACCGGAGCUUCCGCCGCACAAAAUGAACUUUUCCUAUCAGAUAACCUCCCCGCCGGUUUCCACGCCGUCGAAAUCCCGCCGGUGGAAAACAUCUCUUCAUUUUUCACCGACGAUAUGAGAGUUGUCACCCGCCUCUCUAUUAUAGUCCGCGAAUCACUCAAACAAUACCUCUCCUCACUUCUAAUAAAACACCGCCCUAAAGCUUUGAUUAUCGAUUUGUUCUGUACGGACGCUUUUGAGAUUUGCAAAGAGGUUUCAAUUCCUGUUCACUCUUUCUUCACUGCCUCUACUCUUUUGAUGGCUUUCUCUUUGUAUCUCCCGACGCUAGACCGGGAAGUCAACGGCGAGUUCGUUGACCUUCCUCAACAUAUUCAAACUCCUGGAUGCAAUCCAAUAUGCCCUCACGACCUCCUAGACCAGGUGAAAGACAGGAAAAACGAUGAGUACAAAUGGUAUUUACUUCACGUCAGCAGAUUACCAUUGGCCGCCGGAAUAUUUGUCAACAGUUGGGAUGAUCUUGAACCAGUGACCCUUCAAGCUCUUAAAGAAAAUUCAUUUUUCCAAAAUAUACCAAUUCCGCCUAUUCAUACUAUAGGGCCAUUGAUCAAACAAGAUGAAGUCAUUACAGAAAAGGAUGCUGAGAUUUUGGCGUGGUUGGAUAAUCAGCCGCCUGAUUCUGUUCUCUUUGUGGUGUUUGGUAGUGGCGGCACCUUGACAAGUGAACAACUUACUGAGUUAGCUUGGGGUCUUGAAAUGAGUCACCAAAGGUUAUUAUAUCAUUUUAAUAUUAGAAAAUAGAGUUUAAAUUGAGUAUAAAUAUAUUAUCAUAUCUAUUUUACUUGUUGCAGUAAGCUAUCUUUUUAAAAAAUUAUAAAUCAGUGUUCACUAAAUAAAUAGGGAGGAAGUAAAAUGAAAAUGGCCGAAAAAAUAAUUUCCCUCAUGAGAUUUGAGAUUUUAUGUUUUCCGGGCGGGUUAGUGAUUGGGUCGGAUAAGUU